Tinamus guttatus (white-throated tinamou) is the source of this 2153-nucleotide messenger RNA. The record is from RefSeq and is a predicted model, not a curated record. Lineage: Eukaryota; Metazoa; Chordata; Aves; Tinamiformes; Tinamidae.
CUGCCCCUGGGCGAGUUGGGGUUCCUGUCCACCAUGGAGCUGGUGGCAGCUAUGCCUGAGGUGGUCACAGUGUGCCCCCAUGGCAAAGACGCCUUUAUCCUCAAAGCUGUUGCAGAUGAGACCACCAAAGAUAUUGCCAAGCUGAUAUCCAAACAAAGGACGAGUGUGAAGGCCCGGAGUGCUGCACCAAGGGCCAAUGGUUUCCAUUGCUCCAGGAAUCAGCAGAGGCUCCCUCGGCGGGGCAGGACUCCUCCUGUCCUGCCAGCAGCGGUGAAGAGCGAGCUGAAGGACCUGCUGAGUUCCUCCCCGGUUCUGCUCUCAGACUUCAAUAAGGCCUUCUCCAGGCGCUUUGGCCGGGCAUUCAAAUACAUGCAGUAUGGGUUUUUUUCCAUGCUUGAAGUGCUCAGGAGUGUGUCUGAUAUAAUUGCAAUCGAACAGUCAAGAGCAGGUUCUUUGCUGACCCUGAAGAAGAACUCCUCAACUGAAGAGCAGCAGGAAAAGGCACUGCAGGCCCCUGCAGUUGAGAUACCUCCUCCAGAACUCAGCUGUGACACAGAAAGCUUCCAUCAGGCUACAGAAAAGAAGUCAGAACCAGAGGAAUCACAAGCAGUGGAUUGUGGUGAUAAACUGAAACAAUUGGAGAAAGACUUUAAGAUAAUGCUGUAUAAAAAAGGAGCUGGAGAGACAGUAAGCUUGGCCCUCAAGGAAAAAAUUCGAACUGUGGUAGCCAAGUAUCCUGAUGGUUUACUUGUUUCCAAGCUACAUCGUGAGUUUGAGGCACAUUUUAAAGAGAAUCUCUCUGUGGGGAAGCUUGGCUUUGUGGAUAUGUUGGAGUUUGUGUGCAGCCUCCAUGAUGUCCUCCAUGUUGAGCGCAGGGAAGAUGAGCAAGACUGGCUGGUGUUUGACCUCAAAUCCAGGUGCUUCACAGAGGAUGAGCGGUCACCAUGUGAGGGCUCCUGGUGUUGGUCACUGCCCCCUCCUGCUGACGACGUCUCCCAGGACUCCUUUCCCGGAAAGCCUGAGGAUGUGGACCCGAAGCACAGCAACAAGUUCAACGUGGUCACAAAGUCACCACCCCGAGCUUUGGAGUGUUCCCUGCUAGCCGUGGAGGUGACAACUUCAGAAAUCCCCCCAGAUGCUGUUCAAAGUGAGAGCCUUUGUCGCUUGCCACCUCUGGAGAGAAGCUGCUUGGUGGGAGUCUUUGUGGAGUUCAUCAUCUCUCCUAGCCAGUUCUACAUCCAGGUCUGCAGCAGGGAGACAUCUGAUAAGCUGCAAGAUCUGAUGAUUGAGAUGAGACGCUGUUACUCAAAUAAAAUGAUUUCUGAUCGUUACGUCAUGCCCGAGUCCUCGGUGCAGCCUGGGCAGCUUUGCUGUGUCAUGAUAUCCGAGGACAAAUGGUGGUACCGGGUUAUCGUCCACCGUGUGCUCAGUGAGCAUGACGUGGAGGUUUUCUAUGCGGAUUUUGGAAACCUGGGCACUGUUCCAAGGUCUUGCCUGAGAUUCCUCAAGUGGUGCUACUUGAAGCUCCCUGCUCAGGCAAUCCCGUGUUCCUUGGCAUGGGUGAAACCUGUGGAGGGUACGUGGACUGAUGCAGCAACCCUCCAAUUCCGGAGGCUGUGUGGCUCGAAGCUGCUUGUGGGAAUCGUGGAUGAAUAUGUGGAUGACAUUUUGCAUCUCUUCCUGUGUGACACAUCCUCUGAGGGAGAUAUCUACUUCCACAAUGUCUUGAAGAGUGAAGGACAUGCAGAGAUCUGCAGAGAAAACAUCCCUUCCCAGGGGUUCCAGGAACUAAAUCCAUUGGCCUUGUACGUCCAGCCCGGUGCAAAGCAGGAGAAUGCUGAUGUGGUGGAGCCUGACCUUCCCUUGCAGCAGCAACCUCUAGGUGCAAAGAAGGGAAUAGCAAGUUCAAGACUCGAUGAGGAUAAAGUGAAGAACAAAGAGCUCCCUGAGACGGAUGCAGUCGUCCUUGGCACUGCCAGUAGACUGGCUGACCAGGAGGCCCAUCAGAAGCUCUAUGUUCCUCCUACCGCACCCUCUGCAACACUGGGAGCUGCUGCACGCCUGGCUGCUUCCAGUGGUCUCUUCCAGUGGUUUCCAAGCCUGAGAAAGGAGGCGUGAAGAGAGGGAAGAAGUUGUAGCUAAAGCAGCUGCCG